UCACCCGCCUCCCCCGCCUCUCUCUCUCAUUCCUUCUCUUUUCUCUUCACUCUUCUCUCUUUCUCUUUCUCUUUCUUUCUCUCUUUCUCAUCACCGGCGUCGUUUACAGACCACCAUCCACCUCUGUUAUCACGAAAGGGAUUUUAUACCAGCGAAAAUCGUUUGGUUACUCCUCCAAGUAUUCGAUGAUUUUUCACCGUUUUCUAGGACGCUUCUCAUCUUCCAUCAUCCACAAUCGUUCUGUAGUAUUUUGGCUUCCCCAAUCUAUCAUAUAAGCUCUGUUUCGUUUCCCGGUUGAACAGAGCCGACCGCAGCAAGUCUUAUUGGAAGUUUUACGCUAACGUUCAGGCGAAUCUUACACUGGAAUCACUCCCCUUCUCAUCAACCGCUUGGAUAUAGCCCCGGUCACCACUGUCGUCCGAGAAGUCGAUCUGAAACGAAUAGACCCCUGUUGCAUCGUGCGAAUUCAGGCCGGCAUACAGCCCAGGGCUUUUGUUUGCAGAGUGAAUCUCAUCUUGGUUGUAGGCUCUGUUAAACAUACUUGCACUUUUCUAGUCUCCAGAAAUUGGAGAACCCACAAACAAGAAUGGCUACUACUACAAAAAAUGUUGACCCUGAAGAGCUUAAGGAGUGGACAGUUGUUUUACCUCGUCGUGGGAAACAGAGAAGGGGCAGUCUCCCCAAGAUUAGAGCUUUAGAAGAGCAACAACAGAAACCGUGGGUCCCAACUGAUCUUGAAACUGACCCUGAAAGAGAAUCAAAACUGAUGCAGAAGAUGCAGAUAUGCAUCAAGAAGCUUGAGGACUCAGAAUUCUACUGCACUUUCCUCAAUCAAAUACUCACUCCUGAGAUAUUAACAUAUUUUUCUAGGAUUUUGGGUUCUGAAAUAAAGAUGCAGAUGGUGGUGUAUGGAAUUGGCAGUAUUGAAUCAUAUGAACCCCCUCGAUUGCAGUUGAGCCUUGCAAUAUUAAUAAAGAGAACAUUAAAUUGGAUUGGUGACAUUGAAGUGUUUGAUCCAGUUCUUUCAGCAAUAGAAGUUAGGGUGCUGGAAGCCUUAGGCUGUUGUGUACUAUCAGUAAAUGAGCAAGGUCGGAGAGAGGCAAUAAAGCCAACAAUGUUCUUCAUGCCACACUGUGAGGCAGUGUUAUAUGACAAUCUCUUAAAAGCAAACUGGCGGCCAGAGCUCUUGAACCGAAUGGUAUUGUUUGGGAACAGCUUCGAGAGAUAUGAACACCAUGUAGUGGAGUUCAAGAACUCGGUCGUUGUUGAUUCAGCAAAGCAUGUUUUGAGUAUCCGAAGAUUUACAAAUGAGGUUCCAAUUAAGACAGUUUCAGAUGAUCUUUAUAGGGCUUUUCAUGAUUUGAGCUGGCACUUUUUUAAUCUAGAAGCACAAGUGGAUCUUCAACUCAUUGCAUUAUAGCAUUUUUUUUGUCAAUAACAACACAUUUUAUUACUUUGUAAAAAGGAAAUACUUUACAUAUUUAAAGUGACGUUUCCAGCCCUUUUUCGGAUUUA
Nelumbo nucifera (sacred lotus) is the source of this 1515-nucleotide messenger RNA. RefSeq names its product sensitivity to red light reduced protein (SRR1) (gene SRR1). Gene Ontology annotation, cellular component: cytoplasm; nucleus. The record is from RefSeq and is a predicted model, not a curated record. Lineage: Eukaryota; Viridiplantae; Streptophyta; Magnoliopsida; Proteales; Nelumbonaceae.